Messenger RNA from Metarhizium acridum CQMa 102, 1368 nucleotides. Lineage: Eukaryota; Fungi; Ascomycota; Sordariomycetes; Hypocreales; Clavicipitaceae. The record is from RefSeq and is a predicted model, not a curated record.
AUGUCCUUCCUGAGCCAACUCCCCUGUUACAACUUACAACCCAAAGUACGGAGUAGCACCAGACCAACCCAAACCACACCAACACCCGAAGCGCCACAGCCAGCUUUACCCAAACACCAUCGCAUCACUGCCAUUUCAAUGUCCUGGAAGCUAACCAAGAGUUUCACGAGAUCUACAUCAACUGCUUCCACUCUAGACCCUAACAAGGACAACAGCCAUGUGGCCUCUCUUUCUGAUAACGGAACAACAGCCAGCUCCAACCCCGCUGUUGCCUUGGAAAAUCCCAGCCAAGCUCCUGUGGUAGAGACGCCAAAACAGGGCAUUCUAGUCGUCACCAUGCAUGAGGCCUGCGCACCACACGACAUCCCGCUUGACGGGCAAUGCGGUGAGCACUACCAGCUCUACGGAAUCGACGUCAUCUCGUACUUCGGCGCCCUUCGCGACCAAUUCACAUCGGCCUCAGUCCUCGCUGGGCCCAAGUACAUGCCAUAUGCUCUGGUCGAUUUCGACAAGGUCCAAGUCUUUAUCAACUCUAUUGAAGGGACGCCAGACAAUCCCAAAUGGGCCGGCUCCAACACCCAGUACAAGUUUGACGUGUCCAGAGUUUCAGAGCUGACAGCACAUCUCUUCAUCCGUAACCCUGCUGCUGCGCGCAGUUUCGACGCCAAACCUGGCAAAAUUGGCGGAACAACUCAAGGAUUCAAUGGCGUUGGGUGGUUCAAUCUACAGCACGGAACAGGGAAGCUCCAGAUUGGUGUCGAGUUUGUCGAGAACCAAGCCAGCAAGCUCAGCAUUGACGACUUUGACUUGUUAAAAGUUAUUGGAAAAGGAAGUUUCGGAAAGAUGCAAUCACCAGAGAAGCUUUACUUCGUUUUAGCUUUCGUGAACGGUGGGGAACUGUUCUAUCACCUCACAAAUGAACGACGAUUUGAUGUAAAUCGCGCCCGUUUCUAUACAGCUGAACUUUCAUGCGCCCUCGAGUGUCUUCAUGGCUUUAACGUCAUCUAUCGAGAUUUAAAGCCAGAGAAUAUCCUCCUCGACUAUCAAGGCCAUAUCGCGCUUUGCGAUUUCGGUCUGUGUAAGCUCGAGAUGAAAGACGAAGACCGCACUAAUACAUUCUGCGGCACGCCUGAAUAUCUCGCACCCGAGCUUUUACUUGGUCAGGGCUAUAAUAAGACUGUGGAUUGGUGGACGCUUGGAGUGUUGUCAUAUGAAAUGCUAACUGGCCUACCGCCGUCUUAUAACGGAGAGACCAACGAAAUGUAUCGAAAGAUACUGUCGGAGCCUCUAAGUUCUCCAGGGAAUGAUGUGGUACCACCGGCAGCUAAGGAUCUCUUGACCAAGCUACUUAAUCGAAACCCGGCGUAA